AUGCUUCGAUCGCUUUUGCCCAGCGUACGAUCUGUACGACUAUUAUCCAGUGAUGCAGUCGCCUCAUCCAGUAUCAUGGAGGAAAAACCGAUCAAAAAGAUCGGACGGGCAUUAGAGACGUACAUAAGACUGAGUAAGGAGCACGUUUCGAUGAUGGCAAAAGAAAGAGCCGACUUUGAACUUGGAAAGAGACAUUUGGCAAAUAUGAUGAAUUUGGAUCCUCAUGCAAUGACACAGGAUGAUAUUGACAAAGCGAUAGCGUAUUUGUUCCCUUCCGGACUGUUCGACCUGAAAGCUCGCCCAGUUAUGCGACCACCUGACGAGAUAUUGCCAAAGUUCCAUCGUUUUUCGUUCGAUGAUGAAGGUCGACCUAUGGAUAGUCGUUUCUUUACUCUUCAUCCAGUUUUCUAUGGACUGUUGUCGGAAAUUGGUAUCAAAACGAAAGCAAUUACUUCAUUCUAUAAUGACCAUCUAUUGUUGGGCCGAAAGGGUGCUGAACUGGAGCCUUUAAAUGUAAGUGGAUCUCAAUGGCUCGGUAGAGAGAAACUUGAGAAGAAACUGGGUGAGAAGAUCAGCGAAGAGAUGUAUACUCAGUUAUUGAUGGCUUUCGAUUAUCUAGUCAGUCUUCCUUCGUCAUCAGUUGAGGAAAAAUUCAUUAUGGAAUACAGGGAACCGCUUGCGGCUUCCACUGAAUCCAGACUUUUUGGGCCAGAUAUUCCUGAAGUGAUGGUUGAUCCAGUGACUCAGAGAAGAUACACAUUUGUGAAGACUCGUUGUAAGGACACGAAAACUGAGGUGCAGGUCUUUGAUGCCGGUACAGGAGAAUUUGAUAUUGAUGGACAUGAUCUAUCCACUUUCCGCCAUCUUAUAUCCAGAGAGAUUCUGUUGGCGCCAAUGAUUGUUGCUGGGCUUCUCGGUAAAGUGGACGUUAAAGCAACCUCUACAGGAUCCGGUGGUAUCACUGCACUGCCACGUGCGGUUAGACAUGGAACUGCGCUUGGAAUAGCUGCACUUUAUCCAAAAACUAUGGAACCAUUACGAUUAGCUGGCCUAUUAACGGCAGAUCCUCGAAAGAAAGAACGCAGUAAGGUGAAUCAACCUGGUGCACGAGCUAAAUGGAUUUGGAAACGUCGUUGA
Molecule: messenger RNA, 1137 nt
Organism: Necator americanus (New World hookworm)
Lineage: Eukaryota; Metazoa; Nematoda; Chromadorea; Rhabditida; Ancylostomatidae
Exons: 12
Coding region: 1-1137 (378 amino acids)
Biological process (GO): translation
Cellular component (GO): ribosome; mitochondrial small ribosomal subunit
Molecular function (GO): structural constituent of ribosome; RNA binding
Source: RefSeq, a predicted model, not a curated record